CCGUGUCCGACUCUGCAUUCAAUUCACAAAUACGAAAAAUUCAUCAUUCACCAGAUUCUAGAACGCCGUAGCUUAAGCAAAAUAUAAUUAAUCAAUCAAACAGUUCGCGUGCAUCAUGACUCCCCACUAAAUAAGUCUUCCUAGCCAGCUCUCUUCUGUUUCACAUCAAAAUUCCAAUCAUCCUCGUUUCCCGAUUCCCCUUCUCGAUUGCGUUGCGGAUUUGAUCGGGCUUGAAGAAAUCGGUCCCCCAAUUCGUAUUUUGAAGAAGAGGUGUUGCAUUCGAUUCCAAUUUCCUUGGGGGCGUCGGUAAAGUUUCAAUCUUGACAUCCGCCCCUCAAUUCCGAUUUCCCCCAAUCCAAAUGGUCUGUUUCGAUAGCUCGAUUUCGGUUGAACAUCACACCGGCAUGGCUAAAUCCGUUAAUUCAGUCGACCCUUGUUCGAAAUCCAAGCAAAUCAACCACCACUCGCACAAGAGUAGGAAAAAUCCGAUCUCAUUCAAUAAGCUAAACAUCCCCGCAUGCGAUCAAUCUCGCUACGCCGUGAUCGAUGUCGCGAUCUUGAUCGCUGUAAUCGCUUCCUGCGGCUUCCUAAUUUACCCUUACGCGCGAAUCCUGGCCCACAAAACAAUGGAACUCGGCGAGGAGGUGGUCGACGUGGUGAGCGAGGAGAUCGUCCGGGCGCCCAUGGUGUUCGGCUGCUUAGGGCUCAGCAUUCUGUUCGCGGCGAUGGCUCUCGUCGCCAUCGCCAUCUGCACGGACAACAGGUGUGGGAAGCCGGGGUGUCGAGGCCUGGCUAAGGCUGCUGAGUUCGACAUUCAAUUGGAGGCAGAGGAGAGUUUGAAGAGGUGUGGUUGUUUAUCAGAGGCUUCGUUGAAGAAGGGUCUCUUCGAAUUGCCUCGUGAUCACCACAAGGAGCUGGAGGCGGAGCUCAAGAAGAUGGCGCCGCCUAAUGGGAGGGCGGUGCUGGUGUUCCGAGCUAGGUGUGGAUGCUCUGUGGGGAGAAUGGAGGUUCUUGGGCCGAGGAGGUUGUCUCGGAAGCUAAAGAAGUAGGCUUCAAUCUUGAUAUGGUUUACUUAUUGCUCAUCUACUUUGAUAUUAUAGCUUAUCUUUAUAUGGUGGAAGUUACUUGAAUGAUGAUAAUGAUGAUGAUGAUGAGCAUAUCUAUUUCCUUGUUGACUUCAUCUAAACAUUGUAGAUUUGAAUAAGCUCAUUUGGCUCAUUUGAAUAAGAACAUUGGUUAAUUGAGGAAUA
This is a messenger RNA of Salvia splendens (bonfire salvia), 1250 nucleotides long. RefSeq lists its product as uncharacterized. Bases 360 to 1049 code for a protein of 229 amino acids. The record is from RefSeq and is a predicted model, not a curated record. Lineage: Eukaryota; Viridiplantae; Streptophyta; Magnoliopsida; Lamiales; Lamiaceae. The transcript has a single exon.